AUGAGGGUGCUUGUGCUCGCCUUCACUGUGGCCUUUGCUGCGGCUAACCAGGUCAACUUUGCUCCAGAGUUUGCCACUGGAAAGUCCUACGUCUACAAAUAUGAGGCCUUUGUUAUGGGCGGCCUUCCUGAGGAGGGUCUGGCACGCGCUGGAGUUAAAGUCAUCAGCAAAGUUUUAAUCAGUGCUGAAAGUGCUGACACCUUCGUGCUGAAGCUUAUAGACCCGGAAAUCUUUGAGUACAGUAACAUCUGGCCCGAAGAUGCUUUCAUCCCAGCCACCAAGCUCACCUCAGCCCUGGCUGCUCAGCUCUCGACACCCAUCAAGUUUGAGUAUGUGAACGGUGUUGUCGGCAAAGUGUUUGCACCCGCUGGCGUCUCUGAAACUGUGCUGAAUGUCUUCAGAGGAAUCCUCAACAUCUUCCAGCUGAAUAUCAAGAAGACUCAGAACGUCUAUGAGCUGCAAGAGCCUGGAGUACAAGGUGUGUGCAAAACCCACUACAUCAUCAGUGAGGACGUAAAGGCUGACCGCAUCCUGUUGACCAAGACUAAGGACCUGAACCAUUGCCAGGAGAGAAUCAUUAAGGACAUCGGCUUGGCUUACACAGAGAGAUGUGCUGAGUGUGAGGCUAGAGGAAAGACCCUGAACGGAGCUACUGCUUUUAGCUACAUCAUGAAGCCAGCAGCCACAGGUUCUUUGAUCUUGGAGGCAACUGCUACAGAGCUCAUCCAGUUCUCACCUUUCAACAUCAUGAAUGGCGCUGCCCAGAUGGAGGCUAAGCAAAUCCUGACCUUCAUUGAGAUUGCGACGGACGCAGUGGAGCACAUCAGAGCUAAUGUUCCAUAUGUUCACCGUGGAUCCCUGCAGUACGUGUUUGACACCGAGCUUCUCCAGAUACCCAUCCAGCUUCUGAAGAUCAGCAAUGCCGAGGAACAGAUUGUUGAGAUUCUAAACCACCUGGUGACUUCCAAUGUGGCCAUGGUCCACGAAGAUGCCCCUCUGAAAUUCAUUGAGCUCAUCCAGCUGCUACGUGUGGCCAGAUUUGAGAGUAUUGAGGCCCUCUGGACUCGGUUCAAAGCUGAAGCCGAAUACAGGCACUGGAUCCUAAAUGCUGUCCCUGCCAUUGGUACUAUUGCUGCUUUGAAGUUCUUCAAGGAGAAGUUCCUCGCUGGGGAGUUGACUAUUGCCGAAGCUGCUCAAGCACUUCUGGCAUCUGUCCAAAUGGUGACAGCCGACCUGGAGGUUAUCAAGCUUGCAGAGGACCUGGCCAUGAACCCCAAGAUACAAAAAAACCCAGUUCUGCGUGAGAUUGCCAUGCUGGGCUACGGCACCCUGGUUGCUAAAUACUGUGCAGAGAACCCAACUUGCCCAGCUGAACUAGUGAGGCCCAUCCAUGAACUUCUUAACCAGGCUGUUGCCAGAGGUGAAAUUGAGGAGGUCAUUAUCACUCUCAAAGUCCUGGGUAAUGCUGGACAUCCUGCCAGCCUGAAGCCAAUCAUGAAGCUCCUGCCUGGCUUUGGAAGUGCUGCUGCUGGCCUGCCACACAGAGUUCACAUUGAUGCUGUUUUGGCCCUGAGGAACAUUGCUAAGAAGGAGCCCAAGAUGAUCCAGGAAAUGGCUCUUCAGCUGUUCAUGGACAAGGCUCUCCACCCAGAGCUACGAAUGGUUGCUGCUAUCGUAAUGUUUGAGACCAAGCUGCCAAUGGGUCUGGUGACUACUCUCGCCAAUGUCCUCUUGAAAGAAAAUAAUCUGCAGAUCGUUAGCUUUGUCUACUCCUACAUGAAAGCCAUGACCAAGAACACCGCUCCUGAUUUUACCUCUGUUGCUGCUGCCUGUAACGUUGCUGUGAAGAUCCUUAGCCCCAAAUUUGACAGAAUGAGCUAUCGCUUCAGCAGAACUUUCUAUUUAGAUACCUACCACAACCCCUUGAUGAUGGGUGCUGCUGCUAGCGCCUUCUAUGUUAACAAUGCUGCAACUCUUUUUCCAAGAGCCAUUGUGGCCAAAGCUCGCACCUACUUUGCAGGAGCUUAUGCUGAUGUCCUUGAGAUUGGAGUAAGAACUGAGGGAAUGCAGGAGGCCCUUCUGAAAAUACAAAAGUCUCCAGAGAAUGCUGACAGGAUGACGAAGAUGAAACAAGUUAUAAAGGCUCUUUCUGAGUGGAGGGCUCAUCCUUCCAGCCAGCCCCUGGCCUCUGUGUAUGUGAAAUUCUUUGGACAGGAAAUCGCAUUUGCCAACAUUGACAAAGCCAUUAUUGAUCAGAUUAUUGAGCUUGCCAGUGGACCAGCAAUCCACACUUAUGGCAGGAAUGCUUUGAAUGCUGUGAUGUCUGGGUUCGCAUUUCAUUUCACAAAACCACUGCUGGUUGCUGAGGUUCGUCGCAUCUUUCCCACCACCAUUGGUCUGCCCAUGGAGCUCAGUUUCUAUACUGCUGCUGUGGCUGCUGCCUCUGUUGAACUCCAAGCCACUGUGACACCACCUCUGCCUGCGGACUUCCAUGUUGCCCAGCUUCUGAAGUCUGACAUCAACAUCAGGGCUGCCAUUACUUCAAGUGUGUCCAUGCAUACCUACGCAGUUAUGGGAGUGAAUACUGCUUUCGUCCAGGCUACCCUGAUGUCAAAAGCCAGAGUUCACACAAUUGUUCCUGCAAAGAUGGAAGCAAGAAUUAACAUGAUUAAGGGGAACUUCCAGCUGCAGUUCCUGCCUGUUCAGGGCAUCGAUAAGAUUGCAACUGUAUUUGUUGAUACUAUUGCUGUUGCAAGAAAUGUGGAAGAUCUUGCAGCUGCCAAAAUCACACCAGUGGUUCCAGCUGAAGUUGCAGCAAAGACAUCAAGGGAAACCUUUUCUUCAAAGAUUUCAAGGAUAGCAUCCUCUCUGGCUGGUGAUAUGUCAGUGUCAUCUGAAAUCCUUCCUGUUGACCUGCCAAGUAGAAUUGUCCCCAAGGCCUUUGAAAAGAGAAUGUGUACUGUAAUCAAAACCUUUGGAAUCAAGGCCUGCACUGAGAUUGAAUCUCGCAACGCAGCCUUCAUCAAAAACUGCCCACUCUACACCAUAAUUGGAAAACAUGCGGUCAUUGUUGAGGUUGCUCCAGAUGCCGGACCAGUCAUCGAGAAGAUUGAAAUUGAGGUUCAGGUUGGAGAUAAGGCAGCAGAAAAGAUCCUCAAAGUGAUUAACCAGAGUGAGGAAGAGGAAAUAAUUGAGGACAAAAACGUCCUGAUGAAACUCAAGAAAAUCCUGGUUCCUGGUCUGAAGAACUCCAGCUCAAGCAGCUCCUCCUCCGCAUCAUCCAAGUCCUCCUCCAGCUCCUCCUCCAGCUCCUCCUCCAGCUCCUCCUCCAGCUCCUCCUCCAGAUCCUCCUCCAGCUCCUCCUCCAGCUCCUCCUCCAGCUCCUCCUCCAGAUCCUCCUCCAGCUCCUCCUCUCGCUCCAAGAGCAAGGUAGUCGGCAAGGCAUCAAAGAGACUGAGCAGCUCCUCCAGCGCACGCUCCAGCAGUGCUUCAAGCAGCCAGUCUUCUCUCGUGUCCAGCAGCUCCAGCUCCAGCUCCAGCUCCAGCUCCUCCAGGUCCAGAUCAUUGUCCAAGCAACAACUGUAUGAAAUGAAGUUUAUGAAGAACCACAUCCACCAGCAUGCCCUCUCCACAGCCCGUGCCAACAGCAAGAGCAGUGCCUACAGCUUCGAGACCAUCUACAAUAAGGCCAAGUACCUCUCUAAUGCUCUCGAUCCUGUUGUGACUAUUCUCAUCCGUGCCGUGAGAGCUGACCACAAGGUUCAGGGAUACCAGAUUACAGCUUACUUUGACAGAGCUACUGCCAGACUUCAGAUCAUUUUUGCCAACCUGGAUGAGAAUGACAACUGGAGAAUCUGUGCCGAUGGUGUGAUGCUGAGCAACCACAAGCUGAUGGCCAAGAUUGCCUGGGGCAUUGAGUGCAAACAAUACAAGACUGAGAUCACGGCUGAGACUGGUCUUGUGGGUAAAGACCCUGCAGUCGGUGUUAAGGUUGCCUGGGACAAACUUCCAAAGAGAAUGAUGCGCUAUGCAAAAAGGAUCUUUCAGUACAUUUCCUGCAACGCUAUGGAAUAUGGAAUAAGCCUGGUAAAGGCCAAAAAUGUUCGUAAUCAGAUCAGACUGUGUGUGGUUGCUGCUUCUGAGACAAGCCUGAAUGUUGUGCUGAAGACACCAAAGAGGACAUUAUACAAAUUUGGUGUGGCUCUCCCUAUUGCUCUGCCAAUUGGUGACACUGCUGCUGAGCUAGAAUCCUACCAAAGCAAUUGGGCUGACAAGAUCUCCUACAUGCUCACCAAGGCUCAUGCAGCUGAGUGUUCCAUGGUCAAAGACACAGUGAUCACAUUCAACAACAGGAAAUACAAGAACGAGAUGCCCCACUCUUGCUCCCAGGUGUUGGCUCAGGAUUGUACCCCGGAACUUAAAUUCAUUGUUCUGCUGAAGAGGGAUCAACCAGAGGAACAGAACCAGAUCAAUGUGAAGAUCGGAAACAUUGAUGUGGACCUGCAGCCGAAGGGCAGUGUUAUCAUAGUGAAGGUUAACGGAGUAGAAAUCCCUAUCAGCAACCUGCCAUAUCAGCAUCCCACAGGCAAAAUUCAGAUCAGACAGAGAGGUGAGGGCAUUGCGCUCCAUGCUCCCAGUCAUGGUCUCCAGGAGGUCUACAUUGAUCUGAACGAGCUGAAGGUCAAAAUUGUGGACUGGAUGAGAGGACAGACAUGUGGACUCUGUGGAAAGGCUGAUGGCGAAAUCAGACAGGAGUACCGCACACCCAACGAACGCCUGACCAAGAACGCAGUCAGCUACGCUCAUUCCUGGGUUCUGUCUGGAAAGAGCUGCCGGGAUGCCUCUGAGUGUUACAUGAAGCUUCAAUCUGUGAAGCUGGAGAAGCAGGUGAUCCUCCAUGGCCAAGAGUCCAAAUGCUACUCUGUUGAGCCUGUGCUGCGCUGCCUGGCCGGCUGCAUGCCUGUGAGGACAACGACUGCCACUGUUGGCUACCACUGCCUGCCCACUAAUUCUAACCUGAACGUCUAUGAGGGUCUGAGCAGCAUCUACGAGAAGAGCAUUGACCUGAUCGAAACAGCAGAAGCCCACCUGGCCUGUCGCUGCGCUGCUCAGUGCGCUUAAUCUCAUGUUCUUCAGUCAUAUUAAGUUUACUUUUUGUUUCAUACAAGUAUUUUGAAAUACUUUGUUUGAACUGUAAAUUUCAAUAAAUUGCAGACCGGA
Perca flavescens (yellow perch) is the source of this 5220-nucleotide messenger RNA. RefSeq names its product vitellogenin-2. Lineage: Eukaryota; Metazoa; Chordata; Actinopteri; Perciformes; Percidae. The transcript has 34 exons. The coding region runs from base 1 to 5121 and encodes 1706 amino acids. The record is from RefSeq and is a predicted model, not a curated record. Gene Ontology annotation, molecular function: lipid carrier activity. Gene Ontology annotation, biological process: lipid transport; cellular response to estrogen stimulus; response to estradiol.